GCUGGGGCCACUGUCAUACAUUAUAUAUAUUGCUGGGGCCACUGUCAUACAUUAUAUAUAUUGCUGGGGCCACUGUCAUACAUUAUAUAUAUUGCUGAGCCACUGUCUUAUAAUUAUAUAUUGCUGGGGCCACUGUCUCAUACAAUAUAUAUUACUGGGGCCACUGUUUCAUACAAAGGUAUUGCUGGGGCCAUGGUCUCAUACAAUAUAUGUUGCUGGGGCCACAGUCUCAUACAUUAUAUGUUGCUGGGCCAUUGUCUCAAGAAAUGCUGAAAACGGAAAAUCGGGUGUCGCGUGAGGCGCGAUCCAAGAUGGCGGUGGUGUGUGAUCGCUCCUCAUCCACGGAAGCCUUAUCCCUCAAUUUCACCCUCUUCACCAGAGCAUGCCGUACUACAUAUACGGUAACAUACCUCUAUACCUCUCUAGAACCCAGGAUGGCUAAUAGGAGACUGCAACGGGAGAAGAAAGACUCUUUUCCAUCAUCUAAAGGCGUGGCAAAUACUAUUGUGUCAUUCCUAAAAAGGCCUUCACCUCCCUCUCCGAAGGCAACACAGGAGAACUCAUGGCAAGGCCUAGAUUCACAGUCUGACGCAUUCCCACCUCCAUCGUGGGAAAGUCAGAAUCCGGAUUUGAUGGGACAAUUUAAAGCCUUAUUACAACAUGAACUGGCUAAAACUGCCGCCGAUAUAACUAACAAGAUUACGGGCCAGAUCCAUGAGUUGGGCCAGCGGAUCGAUGUUAUGGAGACAAAGAUGGAUGACGUGGUAACAGUAUUAGAAGCCCAUGAACAGGACAUUGUCCAACUCCAAAAACAGUUGAAGGAGGCCCAUGACAAGCUGGAGGAUACGGAUAACAGAUCCCGUCGCAACAACCUGCGCAUCCUUGGGAUCCCGGAGUCUGAGACAGAUCUACAAGCUGUGACCCAUACGAUACUCUCUACACUUUUGCCUGACUUGCCAUCGGAAUGCGACCGGGCACAUCGAGCGCUCAGGCCCAAAUCCCAGGAAGGCCCACCUAGGGACAUUAUCCUCAGGCUACACUUUCACCAAACUCAAGUGAAGGCCCUUCAAGCAGCAGGAGCGUCUCAGAACCUGGAAUAUAACGCUGUUAAAUUUCAAAUAUAUACAGAUGUUGCACCAGUUACCUUGCAGAAAUGCAAGUCCUUUGCAGGCGUUAUCCACGUCCUCCAACACCAGGGCAUCAGAUACCGAUGGCUAUUCCCAUUUCCCCGGGCGUUUACGCUCAACAACAAGCAACAUUCCUUCUCCGACCUAGAGUCAGCCAUGGAGCUUCUCCGACGCUUGGAAUUAACUACGACACUUCCUCCAUCUUCGCCACCAUCUUCACCGAUUUGGCGCAUGGUUGGAAAACCGGUCACCAGAAGAGCGACAGCUUCAGCCUUAUCUCAGAAGUCAAAUCCUUAAUGUUCGUUGUAUGGAAUGGCUACUUACAGGUUUAUCCCUUUGAAGGGAUCUUCCCUCCUUUAGACCCCUCAAAUACCGUCACUUGAGGUAUGGACGAUAAUUCUCGUUUUUUUUCUUUUGAGGGUAAAUCUCCUUAAUUAAGGCCUUGUAAAGCAAGGACAAUGGCAAUCCGGAUACUUUAUUGUGUGACUUUCUCUGCAUUUGCGGGCCUCCUGCUUAUUGUUUAUGUUUCACUUUACUACAUAUGAUGCAAUAUGUUCUCUUUUAUCAUUUUUUUUUGAGACUAUUCGAGGCUGAACCCUUAGUCUUAAUAGCUUAUAGUAUAUGUUCGAGAUGGCUUCCAGGCAAUGCCUUACCCAUAAUGCACCCUUUGCUACUUUCUCACAGAGCUCUGUCACUUAUUUACCAACCUUCUCCAUCCUUUUUGUUUGCGGGAGACAAGUGCCUUUUCCCUCAGGAAUGUCGGGAAGGACCCGUGGAGUUUUGAUACCCCCAAUAUGGCGCUAUCCAGGGUGCGUAGCGAGACUACCACCUGUGGGUUUAACGUCUACUUCUCUUUUAGAUAACAAUGGGGUUAACUAUAGGAUCCCAUAAUGUACAAGGAUUUAAUUCCCCGGUGAAACGGAAAAAAGCAUUUAUGGAUUACAGCUCCCUCAAAGCUGAUAUCCUGUGUUUGCAAGAAACGCAUUUCUCCAAACAAUCUUUCCCCAAAUAUUUUCAUAAAAAAUACCCCAUGGUCUAUUUAGCAAAUAGUGAUAAUAAAACCAGUAGCAAUUUGUGUCCAUGUGGGGCUGCCUUUACAGAUUCGGGACAGCUAGAACCAGGGAGAUUUCUGGUUCUUACGUUUGAAUUAGAAGGGAACAUCUUCUCAGUCAUUUCCUACUAUGCUCUAUUAAGACGGUCAUGCUGGAAGAGGUAUUGUUUCGUUGGUAUUUAACUCCAGCAAGAUUAUCGAAAUUUUAUCCAGAUGUUAGCAAUUCAUGUUUUAGGGGUUGUUCUGCGACAGGAUCAAUAUUUGGUGGAUGUGUCCCAUAGCGGUGAGUAGUGAUGGGCGAAUUUGCGCAAAAAUUUGCGAAAAGGUGCCAGCGUCUAGUUUUUGACGCCGGUGCCUGUUUUUCUUGACGCCGGCGUCAAAAACGGGCGCCGGCGUCAAGAAAAACAGGCACCGGCGUCAAAAACGGCGUCCGUUUUUCCGGAAAUUUUCACGGGCGUUUCGCGAAUUUAUUCGCUGGCGGCGAAUUGCGCAAAUUCGCCGCAAAUUCGCGCCUAGCAAAUAAAUUCGCCCAUCACUAGCGGUGAGAUUUUGGAUAAGGAUUUACACUCUUAUCUUCUCUGUAUUGCAUUUCAAUUUCAAAAGAGACCCAUAUGUUGCUUUGUUGGGAGCAGUCCCUAGUGACAUUCCUAGGAAACAGGUCCGCUUACUUAAUCAUAUAUUUGUAGCUGUCAGACAGGUUAUUGCCAAAGCAUGGAAAUCACCCUAUUUGCAGUAUAACAUGGUAAAGACGAAACUAGAUGGAUUCUCGUUAAUGAAAAGCUAACCAGUAUACACCUUGAUAAGUGCCAGACCUUUGCAGAUAUACGGCAACCCUGGAUCGAUUACAGAUUCCAAGGCACUCUACUGCUUUCCAUGCUUUCACUGUAGUAUCCCCAACAGACAACCCCUUUCAAUACAGGCUCUCCUUCUAAUAAGGUCUAGUUUGAAUUGACAAGGUACACUUUGUGGAAGUUAGCCAUAGUUGUAAUACUAGUAUCUUAAUACUGCUCAAUGUUUUGUAUGAUGUAACUCACAUUUGGUAUACUUUACCUCUCAAUACUUGUGACGAAUAUUUGGUCUACUCUACUUUCUUUAUCCUCUUUCUGUUUUUUAUUUUUUUAUUUUUUUAUUAAAAAGUAACCCUUUAAAACAAGUGAAUGUAAAAUUGACAAGAGGGCUAUUCUAAGCACUUUUGUCAUCGACAUUCAUCAUUUAUUUUCUUUCCAUUUCAAGAUAUUAAGGGAUACAUGUAUUGUUAAUAUGAAUGAAUUCUGUACCAGCAGGUGGCGAUGUUGUAACAAAAUUCAUUCAUAUUCACAGCACAUGUAUCCCUUAAUAUCUUGGAAUUUAAAAAUCAUAAAUAAUGAAUGUUAAUGACAAAAGUGCUUAGAAUAGCAGCCUCAUCAAUUUUACAUUCACUUAUUUUAAAGGUUUACUUAUCCUUUAAAUUAUUUUCCUUUGCUCUCUGCCUUUACUUUAUUUUUUCUUUGCACUGUUAUGUAUUAUAUACAAUACUGUUAGGUUCUGUUUUCAAUACAAAAAGAAAGAUAGAAAAGUAAUCUGUAUUCUUAUCAUCUUAUGAUUCUUAUCAUCAUGAUGUAUUUAUGGUAUCCCUUUCAUAUACACGCUGUACAACGUCAUUUGUGUUGAUAUGUAUGGUUUAUUACUUUUCAUGUCAAUAAAAAUUAUUGAAACAG
Xenopus laevis (African clawed frog) is the source of this 3875-nucleotide messenger RNA. RefSeq lists its product as uncharacterized. The record is from RefSeq and is marked predicted. Lineage: Eukaryota; Metazoa; Chordata; Amphibia; Anura; Pipidae.